AUACAAGCGAUGUCACAGAUGGAGUAUUCCAAAUUAACAUAGAUUGAAAAACCCUAAUCUGGACUCUCAGUUCAGUUUCGGCCGACCCGCCGGAUCAACCCAGCAAAACUCACCGCUUCUCCAAUUUUUUCUGUAAAAAAGGGGGAAAAAUCUAGUUCUUCUCGAUUGAAACGUUUCUUAAGGUGUAAACCUUAAACCCUAAACCCUUAACCAUCUAUUUUAAUUGUUCUUCAAUUAUUCUUUAAACAAAGAUGCAGCACGAUGAGGUCAUUUGGCAAGUUAUUCGCCAUAAUCAUUGCAGUUUCAUGUCAAAAAUUGAAACUGGAAAAUUUUGCCGAAAUCCAUAUAAUGUAACCGGUGUUUGUAAUCGGAGCUCGUGUCCUCUUGCUAAUAGUCGAUAUGCCACAAUUCGGGAACAUGAUGGAGUAUUUUACUUGUACAUGAAAACUAUAGAGAGAGCUCAUAUGCCUGAUAAGUUGUGGGAAAGAGUUAAAUUGCCCAGAAAUUAUUUGCAAGCGCUUGGAAUCAUUGAUAAACAUUUGAUGUUUUGGCCGAAAUUCCUUGUGCAUAAAAUGAAGCAACGAUUGACAAAGAUGACUCAAAUGCGGAUACGGAUGAGGAAGCUUGCUUUAAAGACUAGGGAAAAGAUAAUGACAACUCCUAGGAAGGAGAAAAAGAGAGAUGCUAGAAGAUUGGAGAAGGCUGAGAAAGCGGCAUUAAUAGACAAGAAAAUUGAGGAAGAAUUACUUGAACGACUUAAAAGAGGCGUCUACGACGACAUAUACAACUUUAAUAAAGAAUUAUGGGAUAAAAUUCUUGACAACCCUGAAGAGGAGCUUGAAGAGGAACAUGAGGUGGAGUAUGUGGAGGCUGAUGCAGAACUUGAAGUAGAAGACGAUGAUAUAGAGGAUUUUGGCAGAUAUACAAUGAAUGACCUGCAGGAUGACGAUGGUGAAGAUGAUCCAGAUGAAGAUGAUGACUCUUCAGAACUUGCUUAUGGAAAGAGAAGUCGAAAAGAAUCAAAUCUCGCAAGGAAGAAGAUCGAGAGAAAUGAUCCUACAUCCAAGUCAAAGAAGAAAGGAAAGGUUCUCGUUGAGGUUGAGCACGAAGAUGCUGAAGACAGACAGACGACAGUUCAGUGAUAUUACGUUCGAUUUUGUAAACUAAGUUUAGGCUAUGCGACUAAUGACAAGCAUCGUUGACAAACGAAUUUAGCUUUAAAGAGGUCUUGGUAACUUAUCGCUGUUUUUCGAGUUCGCAUUACCUUGUUUCGUCUAGUGUUGCUAAAA
Messenger RNA from Amaranthus tricolor (Joseph's coat), 1289 nucleotides. RefSeq lists its product as uncharacterized. NCBI's taxonomy places the organism in Eukaryota, Viridiplantae, Streptophyta, Magnoliopsida, Caryophyllales, Amaranthaceae. The record is from RefSeq and is a predicted model, not a curated record. Bases 252 to 1142 code for a protein of 296 amino acids. Gene Ontology annotation, biological process: maturation of 5.8S rRNA; maturation of LSU-rRNA. The transcript has 9 exons. Gene Ontology annotation, cellular component: nucleolus; preribosome, large subunit precursor.